This is a messenger RNA of Bombina bombina (fire-bellied toad), 959 nucleotides long. RefSeq names its product protein tyrosine phosphatase mitochondrial 1 (gene PTPMT1). Lineage: Eukaryota; Metazoa; Chordata; Amphibia; Anura; Bombinatoridae. Gene Ontology annotation, biological process: protein dephosphorylation. The transcript is spliced from 5 exons. Gene Ontology annotation, molecular function: protein tyrosine/serine/threonine phosphatase activity; phosphatidylinositol-4,5-bisphosphate 5-phosphatase activity; phosphatidylglycerophosphatase activity. The record is from RefSeq and is a predicted model, not a curated record. Bases 48 to 680 code for a protein of 210 amino acids.
AACUGUAAAAGUGACAGCAAAAUCAGGAAAUAGGCGGAGAUGCAAGAAUGAAACAUGACGGAGAAAGUUCGGUGACAGAAUCCAAUAUAACAACUCAGGAGACAGCAGACAUGACACUGAUGUCGGUUGCAGCGCGGGCAGCAUUUUAUCCAAGUUUACUCUAUAACGUCCUCAUGAAACACGUAACCCAUCGGAAGUGGUACAAUAGGAUUGAUGAGACCGUGAUCCUUGGUGCUUUGCCCUUCCGGGGAAUGAGCCCUAGUUUGCUUAAUGAAGAGAAUGUUCGUGGAGUCAUAACGAUGAAUGAGGAAUAUGAAACCAGACUACUGUGUCACUCUGCUGAGGAGUGGCGAGCCUUGGGUGUUGAACAGCUGCGUCUUAGUACUGUAGAUUACAUGGGAGUUCCCAGCUUGGAAAAUUUAAAGAAAGGAGCGGAAUUUGUUCACAAGCAUCAGCAAAUGGGUAAUAGCGUUUAUAUUCACUGCAAGGCAGGGCGCUCCCGCAGUGCCACCAUGGUAGCCGCCUAUUUAAUACAGAGACACAAGUGGAAACCGAAUUAUGCUACAGAUUACAUUGCAGGCAUCCGGCCACACAUUCUAAUCAGACCGAAACAGUUCCUUGUUCUUGAAGAGUUCUACUCAUCAGUUACUGGCUCUGGCGCCCCAGAAGGGGGAGGAUGAAUGCAAAGAUACAUGUUCAUAUUGUCACCCAUCCGUUGCAAGUUUCAUAAGAAUAUGAGGUUUUUGUAUCUUGAUGAAUUGGCUCAGGUUAUUGGCAUGGACAGCAAGAUAUUUUUGGGCAUUUGUCUCUACAUUUUUCCUAUCUCUAGUUAAUGUUUGGGCAUUGACUGCUGUACACUUCUCAUUGAGACUUAACAAGUCUCCCUUUGUCAUUUGUUGUUUUUAACCGACUCAUCCAGUCAUUGUUCAUAAUAAAAACUGAUACCUAAGAAAAAAAAA